GCCUAUAUGACUUAUUUGCUUUGCUUCACAUUAUCUAAUAUAUAUAUUAUUUCACGUUUACGAUGCAAGCUAUGAAUGUUCUCCUUAGUCGUGUAGGGACCAAUGAAGCUGCUGUUGCAGCAUCUAAAUUACAAGGUGCUACAGAAGGCUACAGCGCUAUGUUACUCAAAACGGUGGGGUUCAAAUCCGAAUGCAUUCGUGAGCUGUCAGAAGGCUCGCUUGUAUUUCCGUGGACUUCAAACAAAGAGUCUUUAAACGCGUUUGGAACCGUUCACGGUGGUGUGUUAUCUACGCUGGCCGAUGUUUUUACACGGAUUCAUCUUAAAGCGGCCGUUCCUCAAUUACAUGUUACUUCAAUCAGUCUUGAAAUCAGCUUUCUCUCCCCUGUUUUUGAGGAUAAGGAAUGCGUAUGCGUUACACGCCUAGUUGGUAAACGUGAUAAUACCGUCUUCACAAACUUCUCGCUUGAGGACGGAAGUGGGGCGAUUUAUGCUCGGGGAUCUCAUAUCCUUUCGUUAUCGUAAUACAACUCUUUAUUAUUUAGAACGAUUCACAAGAAAAGAUGUAGUUGUGUUAUAUUUUUCCCCUCUUGCUCAUUCCUUUUGCUACCCCUUAGGUUGAUUUGAUGGGUCUAAAUGAACCUUUAUCAUUACAAAACUGAUAAAAGUUUGUAAUCUGGAGAUGCACAGUCUCCUGAUAAUUUAUAAUCACUUUUAAAUGACCUCUAUAGUGAUCUCCUUAUCAAUGA
Messenger RNA from Phytomonas sp. Hart1, 748 nucleotides. Lineage: Eukaryota; Euglenozoa; Kinetoplastea; Trypanosomatida; Trypanosomatidae. The record is from the annotation of a GenBank genome assembly.